AUGCAUCUCCCCUUAACCGGCCUCCUCGCCCUUCUCCCAGCCUUCGGCCUGGCCCAGGGUCCAUCGGGCAGCGGCAAGACCACGCGCUACUGGGACUGCUGCAAGCCGUCGUGCGCGUGGCCGAGGAAGGGCAACUCGCCCACGCCGGUCAAGACGUGUGACAAGAGCGACAACCCGCUCAACGAUGGCGGCAACACCAAGUCGGGCUGCGACAACGGCGGCGGCGCAUACAUGUGCUCCAACCAGAGCCCCUGGGCCGUCAACGACUCGCUGGCCUACGGCUGGGCCGCCGUGAAUAUUGCCGGCAGCAACGAGGCCGCCUGGUGCUGUGCCUGCUACGAGCUGACCUUCACGAGCGGGCCGGUGCAGGGCAAGAAGAUGAUUGUGCAGGCGACGAAUACGGGAGGGGAUCUGGGGAACAAUCACUUUGAUCUCGCGAUCCCAGGCGGUGGCGUUGGCAUGUUCAACGCCUGCACCCAGCAGUACGGCGCUCCCCAGAACGGCUGGGGCGACCGGUACGGUGGCAUCCACUCCAAGAGCGAGUGCGACGGCUUCCCGGCGGCGCUCAAGGCCGGCUGCAACUGGCGUUUCGACUGGUUCCAGGGCGCCGAUAAUCCGUCGGUCACCUUCAGGCAGGUGGCCUGUCCGAGGGCUAUCACCGACAAGAGCGGCUGCGUCCGCCAGAACGAUGUCAUCAAUGAGACACCCACAAGCUAG
Molecule: messenger RNA, 717 nt
Organism: Chaetomium strumarium
Lineage: Eukaryota; Fungi; Ascomycota; Sordariomycetes; Sordariales; Chaetomiaceae
Product: glycoside hydrolase family 45 protein
Exons: 4
Coding region: 1-717 (238 amino acids)
Biological process (GO): carbohydrate metabolic process
Molecular function (GO): cellulase activity
Source: RefSeq, a predicted model, not a curated record